AUGUCAGCACCUUCUUUCGACUUCCCGGUCUUGACAGACACUCGUCCUGAUGACCACUCCCUCCCAGCCUUCAUGGUCUCAACGACCAGAGGCUUCCUACCCCGGCAAGACCCAGUCAUCGAACUCCCACCCGAAUUCAAAGCGGUUGAGUCCAUCCUCCAACGCAUGCCCGUCAAGACUUUGUCUGGGAAACCUGGGCUUCUUGCAAGCUUCACCUUCGGUGACACUGUUGUCAAGGAGCUUCCAGAUUUGACAACCGAAGUUGAAAAAUAUCGAGAUGAUCUCGUGGUUAUGAAUGCCCUCUACCGUGACUACUCCUUCCUAGCCUCAGCGUAUCUCCUCGAACCCUGCCAUGGACGUUAUCUUGAAGGCGAACCGUAUGGCCUGGGUCGACAGUCCUUGCCACGAUGCAUCGCGCUGCCGAUCGUGAAGAUUGCUGAUAUUGUCGGAUUCAAGCCCUUCAUGGAGUAUGCGGGUUCCUACGCGUUGUUCAACUAUCGAUUGGAGGAUCCAGAGAAGGGUCUUGACUACAACAAUCUUCGUCUAGUCCGAGCCUUCGAGCAUGGUCUUGAUCCAACAUCAUCAGAGGCUGGUUUCGUCUUAGUGCACAUUGCCAUGGUCAAGGAGUCCGGCGCCCUAGUCAAGGGUACAGUCGAAAUGCUUGAGGGAUGUAUGACUUGCAAUCGUGAGAGAUUUGAUGAGGGACUUCGAACCUUGGUGGAGGGGUUGAAGAGGGUCAACGCCGUGAUGAACACUAUGUGGAACCGUAGCAAGCCGCAAAGCUAUACAACGUUCCGCACAUUCAUUUUUGGCAUUGCUUCCCAGUCUAUGUUCCCCAAAGGCGUUGUUUAUGAAGGAGUGAGCGAAGAGCCGAUGUCCUUUAGGGGCGAAUCGGGGGCAAACGACAGCAUGAUUCCUCUGUGCGACAACCUACUUCAAAUCCAAAUGCCGCAAACGCCACUCACGGAAAUCCUUAAAGAUUUCCGCCAAUAUCGGCCUGGGAAUCAUCGUGAGUUCCUCGAGACUGUGCGGGAUUGUGCAGAGAAAUCCAACUUAAAGGACUUUGCUCUUGGCGACCCUGUUUCCGCUGCACUGUAUCUUCAAGCGCUCGACCAGGUUCGUGACUUCCGCUGGCGGCACUGGUGCUUUACAAGAGAGUAUAUCCUCAAGCGCACUAUGCAUCCGACGGCGACUGGUGGAAGCCCUAUCGUUACCUGGCUUCCAAACCAGCUGCAAGCUGUCAUGGCUCAAAUGGUUGACACUUCAAUGCACUGCAAAUCGGUGCAUGGUGUCAGCGACAUCAUGGACACGGUUAACCACCAGCAAGAGACGCUGAAGAAAGAGGUGGCGAAAUAUUGCGGGGAGAGGGGAGUUGCUCGAAAGCGCCAAGAAGUCAUGACCUCACGACAUGCGAAACUGAACCCCGUGGAUCGGCGGAAGGGGGAAUCAGCCCUUAGCGAAUUCGCAGACUACGUACAGAAACAACAGGCACUGCGACGGCCGCCCGGACAGACCCCCGCGGUACUCGAAGACCACGACGAGCUCGAUAUUAUCGACCAAUUAGGCCUAUCCGACGACGCUGUAUCCCACGUUAGGUUGAAAACCCUCCUGCUCGACCCCGCGGACGAUAAUGUCGCUGCACUUGCGGAUUACCUUCGCGGUCGUCUGGCUGAAGGCCACGGCGAGAUGCUGUUUGAUCUUGGGUUGGAGGAUAAUGGCGAUCCGAUGAACUUCUCGAAAAAGGAGUGGGAUGCGGCACUGCUGCGCCUGGGAGAGGCGUGUGAGAGGGUUGGCGCUGAUGUUAAGAUGCUGAUGACAAGGAACGUGGGCGGGGAAGUUGAGGUGGGGCCGCUAACUGCGAAAGAUAAGGGUGCAUCAGGGAAGUUGAUGAUUAGACGGAGGCCGGAGAGUGUGGAUGAUGUGAUUGAGACGAGGAUAGCGGUCGUGGGAAAUGUGGACGCGGGAAAGAGUACUAUGCUCGGCGUGCUUGUUAAGGGAGGUCUUGACGAUGGCCGAGGUAAAGCGCGGGUCAAUCUCUUCCGGCAUAAGCAUGAACUUGAGAGUGGACGGACCAGCUCCGUUGGUAUGGAGAUUAUGGGCUUCGAUAGCAAAGGCGAUGGAGUAGUCUCGAAUGUUGCUGGUCGGAAGUUGACUUGGGAGGAGAUUGGUAGACGCUCCGCCAAAGUCAUCAGCUUCACCGAUCUAGCAGGACACGAGAGGUACCUCCGAACCACAGUCUUCGGCUUGCUGAGCUCUGAGCCUAAUUAUUGUCUAUUGAUGGUUGCGGCAAAUAAUGGUUUGAUUGGCAUGAGCAAAGAGCAUCUUGGAAUUGCUCUAGCGCUUAAUGUUCCCGUCAUGGUUGUCAUCACCAAAAUCGACAUUUGCCCGCCGCAAAUCCUCGAGCAAACGAUCUCCCAAUUGACCAAAAUCCUUAAAUCUCCCGGCGCAAGGAAAAUUCCGAUCUUCGUUAAGAAUCGAGAGGAUUGUAUUAACACCGCUACUCAAUUUGUCUCUCGCCGCAUUUGCCCCAUCUUCCAAGUAUCAAAUGUUACAGGUGAUAAUCUCGACCUUGUCCGCACGUUCCUAAACAUCCUCCCCCACCACGGAAACUACAAUGCAGAAGCACCGCUCGAAUUCCAUGUCAACGACACUUUCUCAGUCCCAUUCGUUGGCACCGUGGUCUCAGGCGUCGUCAAAAGUGGCGUCAUCCACACGGGUGACACCAUCGUAAUCGGCCCCGAUAGCUUGGGCUCCUUCACCACGACUAAAGUCCGCUCUAUCGAACGCAAACGGAUCCAGGUCCCUGGAUGUAGCGCGGGUCAAAGUGCCAGCCUCGCCCUCCGUAACAUUCGUCGCAAAGACGUCCGAAAAGGCAUGGUCGUGCUGCACAAACAAGAAAAACCAGAUCCUGCAACUGGCGCCAUCCUCCAACCGAAAGUCUACCGCGAGUUCAUCGCCGAAGUGCUCAUCCUGUCACACGCUACUACUAUUAAAACGAAAUACCAGGCAAUGCUGCAUGUAGGCCCAGUGUCGCAGACUUGCGCGAUCAUCGAUAUUGAUAGGCAGUUUAUUAGGACGGGUGAUCGGGCGCUGGUUGCGUUUCGGUUUGUGCAGAGGCCGGAGUAUUUAACGGUGGGGGAUCGGAUUUUGUUUCGCGAGGGCAGGACGAAGGGAUUGGGCAUCGUGAAACAGGUGGGUUAUGAUCGGAAUAAGCCGUUAAAUCCGGAAUUGGGGAAGGAGAAAGAGAAGGCAAAUGAGUUGAGUUGA
Molecule: messenger RNA, 3267 nt
Organism: Lindgomyces ingoldianus
Lineage: Eukaryota; Fungi; Ascomycota; Dothideomycetes; Pleosporales; Lindgomycetaceae
Exons: 11
Coding region: 1-3267 (1088 amino acids)
Biological process (GO): translational elongation
Molecular function (GO): heme binding; translation elongation factor activity; metal ion binding
Source: RefSeq, a predicted model, not a curated record